Molecule: messenger RNA, 1555 nt
Organism: Rhodamnia argentea
Lineage: Eukaryota; Viridiplantae; Streptophyta; Magnoliopsida; Myrtales; Myrtaceae
Product: 2-(3-amino-3-carboxypropyl)histidine synthase subunit 1-like
Exons: 2
Coding region: 36-1409 (457 amino acids)
Biological process (GO): protein histidyl modification to diphthamide
Molecular function (GO): 2-(3-amino-3-carboxypropyl)histidine synthase activity
Source: RefSeq, a predicted model, not a curated record
GAGAGAGCGCGAGCUUUGCUAGGCUGAGCGCAGUUAUGGCCACGGCCAUGGACGGAGGCGACAGCAACGGCAACGGAGCGGCGGUGAAGCCGGCCAGGCCGACGCCGAAGCGGUUCACGAAGUCCCAGAUCCCAGACACCAUCCUCAACAACGCCUCCCUCAACGCCGCCAUCUCCCUCCUCCCGGCGAACUACAACUUCGAGGUCCACAAGUGCGUCGCCCGCAUCCUCUCCUCCGGCGCCAAGCGCGUGGCCCUCCAGCUCCCCGAGGGCCUCCUCAUGUACUCCCUCCUCCUCUCCGACGUCUUCGCCUCCUUCGCCGCCGUCGAACACUGCUUCGUCCUCGGCGACGUCACCUACGGCGCCUGCUGCGUCGACGACCUGUCCGCCCUCGCCCUCGGCGCUGACCUCCUCAUCCACUACGGUCACAGCUGCCUCGUCCCCGUCGACACCACCACCGUGCCUUGCCUCUACGUGUUCGUCGAGAUUCGGAUCGAUGUCGGCCAUCUCGUGGAAACUCUGAAGCUCAAUUUGGGCGGGGACUACUCGGACGUCGCGCUCGCUGGCACGAUUCAGUUCGCUGGCGCGAUUCGCGCGGCGAAGCCCGAGCUUGAGAGCAGUGGGUUUAGGGUUUUGGUGCCGCAGGCAAAGCCGCUGUCGGCAGGUGAGGUUCUCGGGUGCACCGCUCCAAGGGUCCGUUCUGACUCGAACGAGGGGACGGUUGCGGUGUUUGUAGCAGAUGGGAGGUUUCACUUGGAGGCUUUUAUGAUAGCGAACCCAGGGAUUAAGACCUUUCGAUACGAUCCCUACAUGGGGAAGUUGUUUCUUGAGGAGUAUGAUCAAAAGGGGAUGAGGGAAUCGAGGCAGAACGCGAUAUUGAAGGCGAAGGAGUGCGCGAGGAGUUGGGGAGUCGUGUUGGGGACGCUCGGGAGGCAAGGUAAUCCGAGGAUUUUAGACAGGUUGGAGAAGAAGAUGAGGGAAAAAGGCUUUGAUUACACGGUGGUUUUGAUGUCUGAGAUCACUCCUGGGAGGAUCGCUCUGUUCGAGGAUUCUGUGGAUGCUUGGAUUCAGAUCGCCUGUCCGAGGCUUUCCAUUGACUGGGGUGAUGCAUUUCAUAAGCCGGUAUUGACACCGUUCGAGGCGGAGAUCGCCCUUGGGUUCAUUUCUGGCUGGUGGGAGCGAAAUUUGAAGACGAAUUCGGGUUGUAUAGCUGAUUCCGGUUGCAGCAAGGGCGACUCAAGAUGCGAAUGCGGGAGUAGUGGAGCUUCGAAGUGUGACGAUAUUGGAGAUUACCCGAUGGAUUAUUAUGCCCAGGACGGUGGGGAGUGGAAUUCUUCUUAUGUGAAGAAGCCGUCCCGGCCUGCGAGGAGUAUUCCUGUGCCUUCCGUAGGCAGCAGUAGCAUAGCUUAGUAUUGGUAGAUUGAAAUUGGUGCAUGGAGAGGAGCAUGAAAUACGAUUCUAGUGACUUAAUUAUGCAACAGGAAGUUCUCUGACAUUAUGAAGAUACAAAAAAACUACUUUAAAAAGUGAAGCGACAGGGAAGACUGUUGAAGACC